GCCCCGCCAUGGCCAAGCGGCGUGCGGCCGAGCCGCUGGUGUUCCACGCGCCCUGGAAGCGGCUCCUGCGUGGCCUUCCCGACGGGCCGCCGUGCUGGGUGUCGCCGCCUCGCAAACGCAGAAUGGACGCGGCGGCGGCCGUGGCCGAGCCUCCGCCUGAGCCCCGCAAGCGCCGUGGCGGCGGGCAGCCGGAGGGCCGCGGCCUGGACACGGGCGAGCCGCCCCCACGGGCUCCGGAGCCGGGGGAGCAGCCGGACGCCCGGGCCCCCAGGGGCGGCGGCGACGGCGGGGCGGGACGCGGGGAGACUGGGGUGCCGCGCCGGAAAGGGCAGGCUCUGCUGGAGGAGACAUGGCGACGAGGUCUGUGCUUCUCCCAGUGGGACGAAGAAACACUGGUUACCUGGAUGGAGAUCUGCCUGAAGAUGCCUGAGGUGUGUAUAGCUGCCUGCCAGGCAAAUAUGAGGAGUGGGUCCAGCAUGCUAAUGAUGAGGGACUCAUAA
Erinaceus europaeus (western European hedgehog) is the source of this 500-nucleotide messenger RNA. RefSeq lists its product as uncharacterized. NCBI's taxonomy places the organism in Eukaryota, Metazoa, Chordata, Mammalia, Eulipotyphla, Erinaceidae. The transcript has 3 exons. The coding region runs from base 9 to 500 and encodes 163 amino acids. The record is from RefSeq and is a predicted model, not a curated record.